AUGUCGCCCAUCAGAACGCAAUGGUCCCGUCUCAUCCGUUUCGUCGCUGUAGAGACGUCCCGAGUGCACAUCGGAGAACCGGUAGAUGCUGGGCUAGAUGUCGGCCUCGCUGCGUUGGAAGGGAGCACGAUCAAAGCCCGUGAAAUCAUUGGUUCCGCGCUCGAUCCAGCAGCCUCGGUCUCGAACAAUGUUCUCACUGUGUCCAAGCUUCUCGCCCCGCUUUCCAACGAAGAGAUCAAGGUCGUUCGCUGCUUGGGUCUGAACUACUCUGACCAUGCCGCUGAAGCCAAAAUGGCCAAACCUGCCUUCCCGAUCUUAUUCUAUAAACCCGUCACAGCCCUCGUCGGGCCCCUGGCUCAAGUGAUCAUCCCCCGCGUUUCACAGCCACCCAAAGACAUUCUUCCAGAUUACGAAGCAGAGCUCGUCAUCGUCAUCGGAAAGGCCGCCAAAAACGUCCCGGAGGAUAAAGCGCUCGAUUACGUCCUCGGCUACACAGGCGCUAAUGAUGUGUCGUUCCGCAAACACCAGCUUGCUGUCUCCCAAUGGGGCUUCUCCAAGAGCUUUGACAACACCAACCCACUUGGCCCCUGCCUUGUCUCUAGCAAAAUCAUCACCGACCCACAAAACGUGCUCCUCAAGUGCACCGUAAACGGACAGGUCCUCCAAGACGGCACCACCGCCGAACAAAUUUUCACCGUCCGCCAAACAGUUGCCUUCCUCUCACAAGGCACUACCCUCGUGCCCGGCAGCAUCAUUCUGACAGGCACGCCCAAGGGCGUCGGCUUCGUCCGCAACCCGCCCGUGUACAUCAAGGGAGGCGACAAAAUGAGCGUGUGGCUUGGGAACGGAAUUGGCACGCUCGCGAAUGAUGUCGUUGAAGAGAAGCCUGCGACUGGGAAUUUGUUGGCGAGGUUGUAA
Molecule: messenger RNA, 918 nt
Organism: Psilocybe cubensis
Lineage: Eukaryota; Fungi; Basidiomycota; Agaricomycetes; Agaricales; Agrocybaceae
Exons: 8
Coding region: 1-918 (305 amino acids)
Molecular function (GO): acetylpyruvate hydrolase activity
Source: RefSeq, a predicted model, not a curated record